Molecule: messenger RNA, 2409 nt
Organism: Phycomyces blakesleeanus NRRL 1555(-)
Lineage: Eukaryota; Fungi; Mucoromycota; Mucoromycetes; Mucorales; Phycomycetaceae
Exons: 9
Coding region: 1-2409 (802 amino acids)
Source: RefSeq, a predicted model, not a curated record
AUGUCCUCUACUUCUGAACUUUAUAAUAAGAAGUGCUAUUGCACAAAAUGCAGCGAUAAUCAACAAGGCUACAGCUUUGUUUCUACACAAACCUUCCAGUGUCACAAUAAAAGAGCAAGAUAUGAAGACAUGGAAAGAAAUGUAUCUGUUCAAAGAAAUCUCGUGGAUAUUGAUUUUGAAACUACAUCAAACCAACAAACCCGACCCAUAGAAGCAAUUGGCAGUCGGACCAACUCGUCUGUUUGGGAAGGAGCCCCAAUUUCUGACAAUGAGAUUGCUUUUAGCAAUGUGGUAUUUCAGUUUCUUAAGGCUUUCUUCCUUUACUAUAUUUGGUUAUUAGAGUGUAUUUACUGCUUAACUAGUGUUGGUGUUACAAUUAUGACAUCAAGUCAUAAAUCUAUCUGGAUCACCACAAGCAAUGAGCUGAAUGACGAAAGCAGUGAUGGUGAUGAAAAUGACAAUGACGAAGAAAGCAACGGCAGUGAAGAAAGUGAAGACGAUGAAGAGAAUAUUGUUGAGAUUGAAGUCGAAGAAUUCGAUACUGAAGAUCCUUUUGCCACCACAAAUAUGCCUGAAAAUCCGGUACACAGGUUUAUUGCUACUUUUGUGGUAAUGUUUGUUUCCCACUAUGUAGUCAAUAAGGGUACUGUUGUCUUGAUUGAGUUCAUCAAAAAGCUCUUGUCAAUUUACAAGCAGGAUUUCCAAUUGCCUGUGAGUCUAUCUGGUCUCCAAAGCAUGACAGAACUCUCAGUCAUGACAAAAGAGAUUAAGAGAUUUGUCGUGUGUCAGGAUUGCUACAAGGUGUAUGAGGAAAGUGUAGCUGCUCCUUUGAACUGUGAUUUCAUAAAGCUUGGUGCACAUACCACUUGUAAUUGCAAAUUAAUGUCUUAUGUAUAUCAGUCUCUCAAACGUGCUCUUAAGAUACUUUUCCUCUGUCUCGAUUUUGAGCAAAAAAUCAUGCACUGGAACCAAGAGUUCAAGAUCACUGCUAUAUUGUGUGAUGUUUGCGAUGGUGAAGCCUGGACUGAUUUGAAGGGCAAUGACAAUGAAAUUUUUGUAGAGAAUUUUUGUUCAUUGAUGCUGACAUUAAACAUCAACUGUUUUCAGCCUUUCAAUGGUACUAGCUAUUCCUGCGGUGCUAUCUACCUGGUGAUUAACAACCUGCCUAGAAACGGUGCAACAGUUCGUGCAGCCUUAUUGAUGGUUGCAUGUGAUAUACCUGCAGUCAGAAAGACUAGUAGGUUCACUGCGCAUACCAGCACAUGCGCCUGUUACAAAUGCAACAAUCAAUUUUCUCGUCUACCAGGCACUUCUUUGGUCCAUCUUCGUGGAUUUGAUUGUCAGCAAUGGCGCCAUCGAAGUGAUAGAGCAAACCGUGUGCAUGCUGAGGAGUGGAAUAGUGCGAGUACACCCUCAGAAAGGCAGCAGCUGGAGGUUGAAUAUGGUGUUCGAUGGUUGCAGUUGUAUUGCCUUGGAUACUUUGAUCUAGUACGUGGAAUGAUCAUUGAUUCCAUGCAUAAUCUUUUUCUGGGAACACCAAAGAGAAUGAUUGAAACAUGGACAAAAAUCAAAAAAAUGAAAAACAAUGAUCUGCUUGCAAUGCAGACAGUUGCAGCAACAAUGAUAUUUCCCAGCAACUAUACCAAGCUGAAGACGAAGACAGGAAAGGACUUUUCCCACAUGAAAGCAGAUGAGUGGAAGUCUUGGGUAUUGGUGUAUUCUCCCAUGCUUCUGAAACUGGUUCUUCCAUCCAAUAUGUUCAAUGGCUGGAUGCACUAUGUAAAAGCAUGCCAUAUACUUGUAAAGCCGUCAAUCAGUUUCAUUGAAGUAGAUCAAGCACACAGCUAUCUACAAGAAUUCUGUCAGUCUUGUGAAGAUAUAUAUGAACCAAAAGUCCUCACCUGCAAAAUGCACCGGCACCUCUAUCUUCAUGACACAAUUCGUGAUUUUGGAUUCGUGUAUGGCUAUUGGCUCUUUGGUUUUGAGAGAUACAAUGACUCAUUUUUAAGUCGAGCAGCACCUAUCAAAGGCAAUGAGCCACUCCCCCCAUCCUCCUUUCCUUUACAGUCCUUAAAAGAAUCAACAAUGAGUGAUAUUGAUUAUCCUCAAUUGUUAGAUUAUUAUAAAAUCGCCUAUGUUAUACCUAAUCUUAUUUCUUACCACGAUGCCAGAUUGUCACAAUAUUUUGUAAAUAACCGAAUCACAAAAUUAAAAUCAAUUGAUCUCCUUGGCCAAACAUAUAUUGGGAACAAUAGUUCUGGUAAGCACGGGUCACUUGUUCAAGCUUUCUUCCAUAUGGUGUGUUCGAGCAUAAACAUCAAAGUUUUGAAAUCUUUUCAAUUUUAUCUCAAGAAAACUCCGAUUGUAGAAUAUAUUGAAGCCCCUUAUUUUAUCUUAUGGAGAGUUUGA